AUGUGCAGUGUGCUCCUCCACGUGGUUGGAGGGGCGGAUUUGUGUACAAUGUAUCUUCUCGAGGUCCAAGCAGAGAAAUGCUCGAUGAGCCACCCGGAUGCGCCGCCUCGAGUGAACGACAACAACAGCCCCGCGACGGCCGUUGACCUGCCAGCGAAGACACUGCCCAAUCCAUCCGCUGCCCCAUCGCCAGCAGCGUCAUCGCCCAAACCCCUUCGUCCCACGCCUCCACACCUCGAAAGCACCACCAAACUCGCGCGAAAUGUCUCUCCAGGCCUACUGGCGCGCAUGAAGUUCCUCAACCAGCCCGCCGACAACCACUCUGCUACCAAGCCCAACGUCGACGUCGGCCGCAUCGAGCAGGAUCGGCUACGGCGCCUCGACGAGUUCCGCAAAGCCCGCAACCUCGACAUCGAGCGCCGGGGCACUGCGUGGACUGCAAGGCCUGGCCAGUCGACACCCACCCUCACGCCCCUCAUCCCCCAGUCGACGGGCGGCAGCGUGCCAGCCCUCACCAUGGAGCCCGACUUUGAGAGUGACCGCAGUAGUGUCGUCAGCACCAGCGACAAGGUUCUGCCCUCCGAGUCGGAUGCCGAUGGAGAGCUCGACAUGCAAAAGUAUCGCUUGCCCGACGUCACCAAGCCCGAAAAAGCACUUGGCCAGACGCUGGUCGCGACUGCCAUGACAUCGCCCAUCACAAGCGCGACAACAACACCCCCAGCAACCACACCUGCAACUGCAAUUGCAACCACCACCACCACCACCACCACAACAACAUUACAAGACGCACCCAUCAUCGCCCCGUCACAGCCAUCACCACCACCAUCCACGGUAGCCGCCCUCCUACCGUCACUGCCCAUCCACGCAGAACGCACACUACCCCCAACGCCCCCGCCCAAAGACUCGCCGCCGCUGCACGACUCGCCGCCGCUGCCACCACUACCGCUAGCCGACCCCGACGAAGCUUCCGUCCUCGACGACAACAAUGGCAUCGAUAUCGAGUCCUACUUCCAGCGCCGCCACUACCCGCGCGCCGGCUCCAUCUACACCCUCUCCAAGGCUAGCUUCACCAACCAGAUCCAGCAGCUCACCUCGAUGAAGCUGCCACCCACCACCAUCGCCUCCGAGAUCACUGCCCUGGCCUCGCCAACCCAGGCCGCCCGCGCACUGCACAAGGCAGCCAACGACAUUCGUCUGUGGGUCUCCAAGAUCAAGGAGGUCCUCAGCGGCCUCGAUGCCGACGACGAUGUCGAGUGGGCCGCCGCUGCUGGCCGAGAGGGGCUGGCCGAGGUUGACACCGCAAUCAGCAAGUUCGAGGGACUUGUUAAUGUCUACAUCGGUGCUAUCGAAGAUCUUCAAUCACGGUCAGACAUUGCACUGCUGCCUACGAGAGACCAAGUCACCCUCGUCAGCCAGAUGGAAGACAUUGUAAUGAGCUGGGGCGAUAUUAAGCAGACCCUCAAGGGAAUCAAGAACCAAGUCGAGAUUGCCAUGGAGUGGGAAGAGUUGUGGAACAAUGUCCUGGGUGAGAUUGGCGCCGAAGUCGAAAACCUCAGCCGCUUGGUAUUCGAGAUGGAGGAGCGCAGACAUCGCGUCAUCUCAGACUCUGUCGCCGAGGCACCAGAAAAGUUCGACAUCAAGGAACUCGAGAACAUUGUCGAGGAUAUCCCGCGAAAGCAAGCCAUUCUCAACAGCAAGCGGUUUAGCAUGCCCACGCUGUCCAUCCUGUCUCCUGUUUCGCCGCUCCCUCAAAUCGAGCAAGAAAACUCUAGGCUGCUGGCUCUCUUCGCCAAGCUGCAGCCAUUGCGUGCAUCGCUCGACUUCCUCCCCAUGCGACUCAGUACUUUCCAAAUAAGGGCAAAGACCAUUUUCCCCUCUGCUUGUGACGAGCUGGACCGCAGGAGGGAGCAGCUCGAGGCCCAGGAGAAGAAGUUGGAGGCCGAAGCAGACGCACUGCGAGAGGAACUGGGCGAAGACAAGUGGGUGCACAGCUUCCGCCAGGCUGGAAGCAAGGCUGUUGCCAUGUACGAUUCGUGCAUGAAGAGCAUACAGAGACUACAACAAGCCAUUGACGACACUGACGACGAGAAGCUAGCCUCACGCAUUGCCACAUACAAGGACAAGCGAGACCACUACCCGCCGUCUAUGAGGCGCGUCCUCGAGUUGAUCGACAUUGAGAUGAAGCACAGGUCUACCGUCAAUGGUGAGAUCCUGCGCAUUCAGCAGGAUGUACGGUCCAAGGUAGAGGAUCUCGAGACAGUCACUGGAAACAUGGACGCCAUCCUGGAAGAUUUUACUGCCAGACGCAAGCUUCGUGACUCUGUUUCUACCGUCCUCUCUGCUCGCACCGAAAACUCGUUCGCCCAUUCCAACAUGGGCACCCCAGGCAGCUCCCCCGCUUCAAGCGUCGUCAUGAGCUGCAAGAGUAGUGCCACGAGCUCCGCUGUUCUCCCGUCGGGCAAGAAGCCCCGUCAGCCCACCGCCGCAUCAUCCAAACCAGUGAUGCCCGCGAACCGACGAUACUCGAGCAUGCCGCAAAGCACAGCUGCUCUUCCUCGCAAGUCCCUGCCCUCAUCUCGUUUGGACUUUACACCUUCUCGCGCUACAGCCGGUACAUUGGCUAGCCAAGCACGCGUGAAGACUCCCACCGACAAACCGGGACCCAAGCCUCGUUGGAACUCGGAUACUCACCUGCGUGAUACAAUCAUUGGACACAACUUCAAGCCGUUGUCUCUGAGCACGCCAUCACCAUUCCGAAAGGACAAGGACACGCCGAGUGGAUCUGCGCGAAGCUCUUCAAGCCCAGCCGGGACGACUUUUGGCGAGCCCCAUGGAGACGCCGGCUACGCCUGGAGAUGUCAAACCGGCGCCUCGGUCGACACCAGCGUCUUCUCCCCAGGCGAAGACCACCACGCCUGGGUCAAGCCACCGCGCAACCACUGCAAGACAAGAUGGUAUGAGUCCUGGUGGUGA
This is a messenger RNA of Bipolaris oryzae ATCC 44560, 2973 nucleotides long. RefSeq lists its product as uncharacterized. The record is from RefSeq and is a predicted model, not a curated record. Gene Ontology annotation, cellular component: cell cortex; mating projection tip; spindle pole body. The coding region runs from base 1 to 2973 and encodes 990 amino acids. Lineage: Eukaryota; Fungi; Ascomycota; Dothideomycetes; Pleosporales; Pleosporaceae. Gene Ontology annotation, biological process: establishment of spindle localization; nuclear migration along microtubule; mitotic spindle orientation checkpoint signaling. The transcript has 3 exons.